Molecule: messenger RNA, 327 nt
Organism: Penicillium chermesinum
Lineage: Eukaryota; Fungi; Ascomycota; Eurotiomycetes; Eurotiales; Aspergillaceae
Exons: 1
Coding region: 1-327 (108 amino acids)
Source: RefSeq, a predicted model, not a curated record
AUGGAUGGUGGCACAUUGACAGUAUUGAUCAGGGAAGAUGGGGAAUGUGAUGGCUUAGAAAUUGCCGAUCUCCAAUCCACAGAGAAGUUGGAUAGCGAGGGAAUAGGUCUGGAAGCUUCCCUUUUGCCCGUUCCCGCAGCCACUGAUGAAGUCGUUAUAUUUGUCGGAACCCGGAUGCAGCGUCUCUUUGGGAAAGCUACGGCUCGCGCUUGUGUGCAUCGUGUCCGCGCACCUACGCAGCCAAAAAGCUCCGGCGCAGAAAGAUUCAGCUUGGCAAUAUUCUGUGCACCUCCUAAAAGUUUUGGCAGGCAGCAAUCUCUCCAGUGA